This is a messenger RNA of Anopheles coluzzii, 1941 nucleotides long. RefSeq names its product myrosinase 1-like. The record is from RefSeq and is a predicted model, not a curated record. The transcript is spliced from 5 exons. NCBI's taxonomy places the organism in Eukaryota, Metazoa, Arthropoda, Insecta, Diptera, Culicidae. Gene Ontology annotation, biological process: carbohydrate metabolic process. Gene Ontology annotation, molecular function: beta-glucosidase activity. Bases 325 to 1848 code for a protein of 507 amino acids.
GGUGUGUUUUAAUUAUUCAAGCAGCCAACGUUGACAAAUUGGAGUUUGAGAUACGGUAUCGGGCACACGGUGACGUGGUAGCAUCGCGGCCUCUACUAAGAUCCACUCAGCAAGCAAGCGCAUCAGUCAUUUUUUUCUUUUUUUGCUUCAUGUUCUUGAUAACGAUUACCUAACAAAACGGUUCCGAUGUGCUAUGACGGAGGGGAGAUACAGCGACCGAUCGGUUAUCCGUGUUUGUUUAUAAAAAUCGCGAGACUUCCAGUAGCAGAUUGCAAUCGCAGCUGGAAGUAGCAACCCAGAAGGCCCGCGUUGUUCCUUAGCAAGAUGAGACGAAUUGGGGUCGAGAGAAUGCUGCUGCUGCUGCUGCUGGCCAGCAGCAGCACCCUGUUGGUGGCGUUUGGUGAGCGUCAAUUCCCGGCCAACUUUCAGUUCGGUGUCGCUACCUCUUCCUACCAGAUCGAGGGUGGCUGGGACGAGGACGGCAAGGGUGAAUCGAUCUGGGACCGGCUAACGCACGAAAAGCCGCACAAGAUUGCGGACCAAUCGAGCGGUGAUGUGGCGUGCGAUAGUUACCAUCAGUGGCAACGUGAUGUGGAGAUGGUACGUGAGCUUGGCGUCGACUUUUACCGCUUCUCGAUCGCCUGGUCGCGCAUCAUGCCUACUGGGAUUAGCAACGAGGUGAACCGGAAAGGCAUCGAGUACUACAGCAAUCUGAUCGAUGAGCUGCUGAAGUACAACAUUACCCCGAUGGUGACGCUGUUUCAUUGGGAUCUGCCCCAGCGGUUGCAGGAUAUGGGCGGAUGGACGAACCGGGAGAUUGUGGAGUACUUCCGGGAGUAUGCGCGGGUAGCGUUCGAGCAGUUUGGCGAUCGGGUUAAGUUCUGGGCUACGUUCAACGAACCGAAGCAACCGUGCAAGGAGUCGUACGAGCAGGACGCGAUGGCACCGGGGUUAGAGUUCCCGGGGGUGUACAGCUAUCUCUGUACGCAUCACGUGCUGCUAGCCCACGCUGAGGCGGUCGAUGUGUAUAGAACGUUCUUCCAGGAGACGCAACAGGGUGUGAUUGGAAUGGUUGUGGACUCGGCCUGGCAUGAGCCCAAUUCUGAGGAUGACUACGAGGCUGCAGAACGGGCAAUGCAGUUCAAUAUCGGUAUCUAUAUGCACCCGAUCUAUCACGGAAACUAUCCGCCAGCGAUGAUUGAGCGCAUUGCCAAGCUGAGCGCCGAGCAGGGCUACCACAAGUCCCGGCUGCCCGCAUUCACGCAGGAGGAGAUCGAUAAGAUCAAGGGAUCGAGCGACUACUUCGGCUUUAACGCUUACACCACCCGGCUGGUAACGGCAAACGGUGCAGACAAUCUGGCCAACUUUCCCGAACCAUCCUUCGAUCACGAUCGCGACGUGGUGGAGUACAUCGACCCAAGCUGGCCUUCUUCUGCCUCACCCUGGCUGAAGGUGUAUCCGAAAGGGUUGUACAGUGUGCUGAAGUGGAUACGCGAUGAGUACAACAACCCACCAGUUUGGAUAACGGAAAAUGGUGUUAGUGAUGUGGAUGGGACGUACGAUCUGCAGCGUGUGGAGUACUUUAACACCUACCUGGACGCGGUGCUGGAUGCGAUCGAUGAGGGGUGUGAUGUGCGCGGCUACACCGCCUGGUCGCUGAUGGAUAACUUCGAGUGGCGUGCGGGCUAUUCGCAACGCUUCGGCCUUUACUACGUGGACUUUAACGAUCCAGCGCGUCCCCGGUACGCAAAAACGUCUGCCAAAGUGUACGCCAACAUCGUGAAGACGCGCUCGAUUGAUGCGGACUAUCUGCCCGAGCCAGAUGUGUUGAUUCCGGGAGAUCAUUAGCAAAAGGUCGUCUAAUAAUUGGUUGUAGCGAGACGUAAAGGUGCAUUAGGUACAGCAAUUAAUGUAAUAAACUGCAACAAAAUUUAAAUUCUA